AUGGAUGAUUUUCCGGAACUUUAUUGCAUUUCUUCAUUGAAAAAAGUUUCGGUAGCGGGGAUGGGCGGAUGGAACGGAGGGGUUUGGAGAUGGGGUGAUUUGGGUAUUUCGGAUUUGGUGGUUGUGGAGGCGGGUUUGGAGACAAAGCUAGCGGUUUUACGAAACCGGUUAGUAGCGUUUGGGGGAGUGCAUAAUGCGAAGGAUUCCGUCUUUUGGUCGCUUGAUUUGGUGAAGGGGUAUUCGGUUUCUCCGUGUUACUCUUGUUAUGCCUCAUCUCGUAUUCCGUACGGUCCGCCUAAUAAAUUUGAUGAGGCGUUGGAAUUGAUUUGGAGGUUGGAAAUUCCUUUUAAGAUAAAAGCUUUUGCUUGGAGGCUUUUCGUGAAUAGGUUACCCACCAAAGAUCUUUUGGUGUAUAGAGGUUGGCGGCCUUGA
Messenger RNA from Vicia villosa (hairy vetch), 432 nucleotides. RefSeq lists its product as uncharacterized. The record is from RefSeq and is a predicted model, not a curated record. The transcript has 2 exons. The coding region runs from base 1 to 432 and encodes 143 amino acids. NCBI's taxonomy places the organism in Eukaryota, Viridiplantae, Streptophyta, Magnoliopsida, Fabales, Fabaceae.